Heterobilharzia americana is the source of this 1485-nucleotide messenger RNA. The record is from the annotation of a GenBank genome assembly. Lineage: Eukaryota; Metazoa; Platyhelminthes; Trematoda; Strigeidida; Schistosomatidae.
AUGUCUGCGUUGCACGAAUUUAUACGCAAUUUCAAAAAGGUUCCACUCACAAUGAAAGAAAUGUUCGCUGCGAAUCCUAAUAGAUUCGCGGAAUUCAGUCAGGUUUUGAGUAUUACUGGUGGUACUAUUCUAUUGGACUACUCUAAGAACUUGAUUGAUGCCAAUACAUUCGAUCAACUCAUUCAACUGGCUAGGGAUAGCAAUGUAGAGAAAAUGCGUGACAGUAUGAUGGAAGGAAAAAAAGUGAAUUUCACAGAAGACCGAGCCGUCUUGCAUAUAGCUCUGCGAAAUCGAUCUAAUAGACCAAUCUUAGUCGAUGGGAAAGAUGUCAUGCCUGGAGUAAACGCAGUUCUGGAACAUAUGUCCAAGUUUUGCAGCUCUGUCAGGUCUGGUGAAUGGAAAGGUUUCACAGGCAAGCCAAUUAAAGAUGUUGUUAAUAUUGGUAUUGGUGGCUCUGAUCUCGGGCCAGUCAUGGUUACGGAGUGCUUGAAGCCUUAUGCGUCACAUAUUCGCGUACACUUUGUUUCAAACAUAGAUGGAACGCAUAUUGCAGAAACGUUGAAAAAGGUGGAUCCGGAAACGGUUUUGUUCAUAAUAGCCUCGAAGACUUUCACUACGAUCGAGACAAUGACUAAUGCCAACUCUGCCAAAAAGUGGUUCUUGGAGCAUGCGAAAGAUAUAUCUCAUGUUGCCAAACACUUUGUUGCUUUGUCGACAAAUGCUAAAGAAGUUCGAGAAUUCGGGAUCGCAGCAGAAAAUAUGUUUGAGUUUUGGAUUAGUUUUCUGAACUGUGUCUGUAUUAUGUAUAUACUAAAUGAAGUCAGUUACGUUUUAAUAUUUCAGUGGGUUGGUGGCCGUUAUUCUCUAUGGUCAGCAAUCGGCUUAUCAAUAGCUCUUUAUGUAGGUAUGGAAAAUUUCAUAAAGCUGCUGGAAGGAGCCCAUGAAAUGGACAAGCAUUUCAGGGAAAUGCCAUUGCAUAAGAAUAUACCUGUCAUCUUAGCUGUGUUGGGUGUUUUAUAUAUCAAUAUCUAUGGCGCAGAGACUCAAGCGAUUUUACCAUACGAUCAGUACAUGUCACGUUUUCCUGCUUAUUUCCAACAAGGUGAUAUGGAAUCGAACGGAAAGUUUGUUACCCGUGAUGCUAAGGAGGUUGAUUAUGCUACGGGUCCUAUUGUUUGGGGGGAACCUGGAACAAACGGUCAGCACGCAUUUUAUCAACUUAUUCAUCAAGGCACUAGAAUUAUUCCUUGUGACUUUUUGAUACCUGUUCAUACACAUAAUCCAGUUCAGAGUGGCUUACAUCAUGAGAUUUUGUUAUCAAACUUUUUGGCUCAAACUGAAGCUCUAAUGACUGGUAAAACAAGGGAACAAGUUCAUAAAGAAUUAUUUGCUGCUGGAGUUACGGGUGAUAAGUUAGAAUCAUUUCAUUGCACAGAAGCUUUAAGGGUAAUCGUCCAUCCAACUCAAUUGUAUUUACAAAAUUGA